ACUUGUUCUUGUCAAAGUCGACCGGUAAUGGUGCGAGUUGAUGAGUGUUGAUGUUGAUUUUUAUUUUGGUUUAUGCACGAUUCUGCUCAUGUUACGAAGGUGAAGGUGGAUGAGGAUCGAUAAUGCCGAUUUUGAUUAAGCUUGCGGAUCAAUUGGAUUCAUCAUACGCCAUCAUCGAACUCCAGGGUGAUUUGAAAUCAAGCGGAGAUGAAUCCUAUGAAUCUCAGUACGUUGGCGAUCUGCACUUUACAAAAACCGGAACGCCGUUGUUGAUUAUCGGUCAUCAUUUGUUGCUUGGCAAGGAAAUGCCGCUGGAUCAUCCUUUGGCUUUACUUAAAAGGGAAAAAUCCGACGAUGAUACUGAGUUUGUUGUACAAACUAUAGUUACAAAAAAGAUUAUAUUCAAACAUCGGCCGAAGCCUAUUGUCGGAAUGUAAGUUCAUCUCUUAAAAAAGAAUUCACAAUUCAAACAUGUUAGAAAUAUUGGUCUUUUACACACAGAAUAAAACAUAACUUGUUACAGAAAA
Molecule: messenger RNA, 527 nt
Organism: Dalotia coriaria
Lineage: Eukaryota; Metazoa; Arthropoda; Insecta; Coleoptera; Staphylinidae
Product: chromosome transmission fidelity protein 8 homolog
Exons: 2
Coding region: 123-437 (104 amino acids)
Biological process (GO): mitotic sister chromatid cohesion
Cellular component (GO): Ctf18 RFC-like complex
Source: RefSeq, a predicted model, not a curated record